Saccostrea cuccullata (small rock oyster) is the source of this 4283-nucleotide messenger RNA. Its product is annotated as protein zer-1 homolog. The record is from RefSeq and is a predicted model, not a curated record. The transcript has 17 exons. The coding region runs from base 121 to 2460 and encodes 779 amino acids. Gene Ontology annotation, cellular component: Cul2-RING ubiquitin ligase complex. Lineage: Eukaryota; Metazoa; Mollusca; Bivalvia; Ostreida; Ostreidae.
AUCCACUGCAAGUAAAUUUCCGGUUAUCACGAAGGAGCUGAAAGAUGAACCUGACUUUUAAGCACUUUUUGCCUUAAAUUACCGUUUAAAUAAUACCAAGUUUUUAUAUUGACUGUAAAAAUGGCUUGUUCUUGGCCAGACAACAAUCCAGAAUGUUUAGAAGAUCUGUGUAUGAAAGUAGUUGUGAAAAAUAUUGAUUCUUUUGCUGACAAACUAACUAAUGGCUAUAAACUGAAGGAAGGCAUCUCCUUGCAGCACCCCAGCUUGUGUGACAAAUUAUUCCAGUCUAUGUAUGAAGAAUACCCCGAUGAUUUAGCAUGGCUGUCAAUUUUUAAUGACACAUCUUUUACGAGACUAAACAGAGUGGACUUGUCGUGGCGUUCAAUUGAUGCAGAAACAUUGUCUUUUGCAUGUGGACACCCUAUCCGAGAAUUAAACCUGUCUCAUUGCAAUCUGGACGAAGGUCAUGUAAGAGUUAUCAAUAAACUUGGGGGAACCCUUUUAUCACUGAUCAUUGGUGAUGCUUACAGUCUCAUUCAGAAUUUGAUUGGUUAUUUGUAUUUAAUGGACAUGAGUGAAUUGGACUCAGAACCUGACUGCAAUGAUGGGAACAAAUUCUGCCUAGAUUACAUCUUCAAAUGUCCAAACCUUAGAAAAUUAGUAUUACGGGAUGCUUUAUUUGAAGGCGACGACAACAAAACUGACCCAAGUAGUGGACACAGUGUACUGGCGGCCAUUUUGUGUCCCUUAAAAAAUUUGACCUAUUUAGAUUUAUCAUCAUGUGUCAUUGACCUUGAAUUAAUGGACUGUCUCGAAGAACUGGAAAAUUUACUCUCCCUCGACUUAAGUUGCAUAAGCAUCAAUGAUUUGCAGGAGGCUUUAAAAAAUAUUUGCAAAGCCAAGAAAUUGAGACACCUAGACUUAUCAGGAACAGAGGAGAAUCCAUGUUUCCAUAACAACCCUGAAGAAUGCAUGGAGUACAUCGUGGAAAACUUACCAAAACUAACCUCUUUGGAUAUUUCAGGAACAAAUUUGGCGAGUUUCAGAAUGCAAGCAGAAAAGAGAGAUUGUUGCAUCCCAGGACUUGAAGGGAAAGAAUUGGAAUUUCUGGGCCUGCUGGACUGUCCUGAUAGUCCAUGUGAACGUGCAAAUAUACCUGCUAAAAGGGUGACCGGUAGCCACACAGAAGAACAGAUUUUGCUAGCCCUGCGACUUUAUAAAGACAAGGAACAUCUUCUCACUUCAGCCCUGAAUCAUCUUUUCCAAAUGCUUCGUUAUGAAGAAGUGCAUGAUCAGUGCCAGGCAUUAGAGUCCACUGUGGCCGGGAUGAAGCAUAACUGGAAGAAUAAGCAGGUUCAGAUUUCUGGAAGUGCUGCCCUAUUCUAUAUACUCAAAGGAGUGAACAGAGAAAAGGUCACACAGCUUCAGAGAAGGAGAGUUAUUUGGACUUUGUUGGAUGCUAUGGAAGAACAUAGAUUGGAUAAAACAGUGCUGAGAAAUGUACUGCUGAAUUUCUGUAGCAUGAACCUCCCAGACAACAUGACCUUCUGUCAUCGGCGUAUGACCAAGAAUCUGAUGGAGGUCGUCGCUUCAGAUUCACAGGAGGAGUUCAUUCAGAGACUGGGGAUAAUCCUGUUGAACUGUAUCGCCUGCCAGGUGGACGGCGAAGAAAAACUGACAUUCGGGGAGCUGGGGGCUAUUGAGGCCAUGCUGAAAAUUAUAAAAAGAAAACUGGCACUGGAGCAGUGUGAUGAAAAUAUGGAAGUGGCCUGGAGCAUGAUGUGGAACAUCACAGAUGAGACAGCUGAAAAUUGUCGGCGAUUUAUAGACAAUGAUGGUCUAGAUUUAUUCAAAAAAUGUUUACAGAAAUUUCCCAACAAUGAAGAACUUCUCAGAAACAUGAUGGGUCUAAUGGGAAAUAUAGCUGAAGUUAAGGAACUUAGAAAGCAACUGAUGAGAGGAGAUUUCUUGAUCACUUUCUGCGAGUUAAUGGAGUCGGAGAAGGAUGGAAUAGAAGUGAGCUACAAUGCUGUAGGAAUAUUCUCCCACAUCAUGGCAGACGGCAAGGAAGCCUGGACGGUCAUGGACCCUACCAGGGAUCAAGUCAUAAUGAGGAUGUUCAAAGCCAUAGAAAGAUGGCCAUUGGACAGCAAGAGGAAUAUAAACUAUAGGUCCUUUGGCCCAAUACUAAAUCUUCUGAAGUCCAGUACCCCCGCAGCUCAGUACUGGGCUGUAUGGGCACUAUGCAACCUAACCAGGGUUUAUCCGGAAAGAUACUGCCGAUUGCUGAAAAGUGAAGGAGGCUUAGAAAUGUUAGAGUCUCUAGAAGCCAAUCCAAGUGCAUUGUGUGAGGUAAAGAAAUUAGCGCACACUGUGAUAGAACAAGUCUUGGCUGGUCUUCAAAUUUUUAAGAAGAAUUCCCAAGAAGAGAAUCAAAUGGAGGAAAGUUCUGAUGACUAAAGAUGUCAUUUUUUUUUUAUUCACUUUAAAAUAUUUUUUGUCAUUUGCUUGGCAUUUAGCUUUUUCCAGUUUCAUUUCUUUAAGCAUGUGAAAAAUGGCUUUCUUCUAUGUCUUUCAUGAAAAUUUUGUACAAUGUAUUGUAUGUGUAUUUAUAUUGAAGUGUAUUUAAAACUUAUAAGAAAAGUGAAAAUUGAAACUUUGUAAUGUUUCAUAAAUUAAGCACAUCAGAGAUUGUGCCAAACCCUACUCAUUAGUACCUUAAUUAGUUGCCUGAUUAUAAAGAAUGCAUACAUUUUCAUUAGGGCCCCGCAAGGAUUUGCGGGUGCCCUAUAGUAAUCACUCUGUCCGUCCGUCUGUCUGUCUGUCCGUCUGUCCAUCUUCCAUCCACAAAUUUUCUGUUUUUUUUUCUAAUAACUUUUUUUAUGGUUGCCCAAUCAAGUUCAAAUUUGGUAUGGUAGUUCAGUAGGCAGAAAUACAUAUUUUGAUGCUAAGUUUGGUUCUCUAUGUCUUCUGGUUUGGAGCUGGGGUGGUGGGGUAGAUUCCUUAACUAUGCAUAAGAAUGAAUGGGCAACUUUUUUUAUGGUUGCCCAAUCAAGUACAAAUUUGGUAUGGUAGUUCAGUAGGCAGAAAUACAUAUUUUGAUGCUAAGUUUGGUUCUCUAUGUCCCCUGGUUUGGAGCUGGGGUGGUGGGGUAGAUUCCUUAACUUUAUAUAUGAAAGCAUUGGCAAAGAGAGAUAACUGCUGAAGAUGUUCCCAUUGUAAACUGAAUGCUGCUAUGAGUCCCUUGGGAUUAAUUAGCUUUCCUCCUGAAGAAAAUCCAGAGCAUUAUCUUUAUCUGUCAAAUUGAGAUGAAUUACCACCUCUGUCUAAAUGAAGUUUGUUUUGAAGUUAAGUCAAUUUGGAAUGCUAUGAACACUCUGAAAUGUGGAUUUAAAUAUAAAUUUUUAUAAUUUAUUUUUGUUUAAUAGUUAUGAUUUCAUUAAAUUCUAAUAACAAGAAAUAGAUUAAAGAAGAUUUUUUGAUUUACUUUUUCAUCACUUUAUGUUAAUUCAAGAAUAUUAUUAAUUUUUAGGGUAGUUGUAUAAAAACCCCAUUCUAUCAUUAAUACUGAAAAAGUUCUUAUUGUAACUUUAGAAGAAAAUGAUGAGAGAGGUACAAUUAAUCCUUUGGGAUUAAUUAUCUAGCCUGCUGCAGAAAAUUUAGUAGGCUUUUCUUUAUCUGUCACUUUAAGAUUAAUGAAAACCUUUGUCUGCAACUGCUGUUUGUUUGAAGUUAAGGUCAAGCCUUCAUGAUAUUUGCAUUCAUUGAAGGCUGGCAUUUUAUAUAACACAAGCUUCAUAAUUGUUUAAAUAUACAUUCAAUGUUAAGUUGUUCUUUACUGCCUAAUGUAAAUACAAGGGUAUUAUUUUCAGGUUUUUGAAUAUUCAGGAAUUAUCUUGAAAUUUUAAGAAUACAGUUGCUGUUGCUGUUGCUUAUUCUUCGUACAUUUUUUAAUCAUUCCAUAAGCUGCACCCUAUUAAUUCUACCCCAUGGCGGGGCCCUUGCUGACUGGUCAGUUUUCUAGUUAUAAUGAAUACUUUUGGUCCUUUUAUGGUUUCUUAUACAUGUAUAGCUAUUAUUUAAUUUAAGCAGUGUGCAAGAAAUGCAUGUUUACUUAACUAAUCUCAAAACAUUUUACUAUUUUGAUUCAGGAGGUUUUAUAAAAAUAUAUUUUUGGUGUGAAAGUCCAAGGGAAUUUAUAAAUGUUGGUGUUUUUCUCUUCACCAUCCCAAAUCAGGAAUAUUUGUUGUCCUCAAUGUGCAUUAUAAGAAUGAGAAAAAGAU